AUAAUCAAACAAACAACCAAACAGAGAAGAAGAUGAUUUCAGUUACCAGAGACUGUGAUGAUGUCCAUGUCAGGGGAAACAGACCGAAGGAAAUCCAUGAACACCUCUAAAGACCAAGCAGCCGUCGGUGGUGGCCAUGGGGAAUUGGGGAAGGAGUAUUCGCUACCCCUCUCAUAAAUUACCCCCGUUGCUACUCCUCGAUCCCAGGAGGACAAAUGAACAAAAAAAAAAAAAAAAACGAGCCUCCCAAUCCCUGAUGCACCAUCUUCAGAGCAAAAACAGGAACUGAAACGACAUACAUGAUUCUCCUAAGAUUAAUCGAAUUACCUGGAAUCCUUUGCAUUGGUGGAGAAAUUUGCUGAACAACUAUACUUGGUUUUGAGAUUCCAAUAGGGACGACUGCAAAAUGAAGCGGACGGGGCUGAGGGAGUCGAAUCUCUUCUGACUUGUGAUAAUCGGGUACUUUGGCGGCUCCACGCAAGUCGGCGACGCCGGACAAGUCGCCGGGUGAUGGAAUCGACGGCGGAUAAGCCACGGGGGGUGUUUUUGUCGCGGCCACCAACGAGGGAGAUCGAUGAAGCUUCUGGUUCGUUUGGUGUCGAUCACCGUAUUUUGUUUUCUUAUUUUUCAGUUACAUGAUUUUUAAUUUAAUUAAUUAAAUAUAAAAUAAAAACAAAGCAUCCAACGAGAAGUCCCUUUUCCGUUACUUUGGGACACACCGUUCAAAUCAUUUCUAACGGGCCACCUCGGUUUGGUUGAGAUUAUUUAAACAAUCCAAUGCCACAUCACAACCAUAUGGACCAAUGAAAAGCUGCGGCACCGUAGUAUUGGCAUCAUUCUUAAGGGUGCUUCCUCUGGGCCAACGAAGUGGGCCCAUGUAACUAGUUUAUUGCCCAGCCUAGCUGGAAUUUAAGGAAAGGGAUGCGAGAUCAGUCCCACGAGAAGGAAGUGGGUAAAUCUGAUAUGGCAAGCGAUUGGACGAGGUGAUUUGAUUUAGGCCCAUGAGGAGGAAGGGCCGAAGAGGCGGUUGGUUAACUGACUAAGUGCUGGGCCGCGAAGCAGGGACUUCUGCGCAAUUUUGGACGAGAUAAGGGACUGUUUGGGAGUUCUCCCUAAUAAAGUCGUUACGCGGAAACCCGAGCAUGGUCCCCACCGAAGAGCACUUAUCAAGACAAGUCAGCUUACUUACUUAUCACUGCAUUGAUCAUAUCGCGUGCAGCAGCACAGAUAUAAAUACCCAAAUUUCCAUCACUCCUCUCCACCACAGUAGAGCGAGAGAGAGAGAGUGCUAGUCGUAGAAAGUAAAACUUAAGGAGCAGAGCCAAGAGAGCAAGACUGGGUGGGCGCUUUCGUUUCUUGGUUCCGAAGUAGAAAUCGACUCGGAAAUCACAGACUUCUUCAAUUCUUGGCUCCCUUCAUCAGCGCAAAGUCAUCGAUAAUCAGGUAACGAAACCACAUUCCUUUUCCUUUGCUUGCGUCUCUGGCGCGCCUCCUCCGGUGAUCGGAAUUCAGUUGCUUACUGUUAUCGCUCUGACUGAACGCAACUGUGCGACUUAUUUCCGUUCAUCUAUUCACGCCGGGCGUUGGACGAUUGAUUUCUGUUCUCUGGACUUCUCGUCUUCCCGGACGAUGAAAAAAGAAGAAGAAAAAUAGUAUAGAGAAUUGGACGAUCGGAUGGUUAGUGUAAUGAAUUCUGCUCUAGACUGAUGGUUUCUCAUCUGAAUUUUAGGGUCUCAUUUGGGGAAGAUGACGAUUCUCCAUAAAGAGCUGGUCUUCUUGAUACUGCAGUUCCUUGAAGAAGAAGGUUUUAAAGAGGCUGCUCGAGAGCUUGAGCGGAAUAGCGGUUAUUUCUUCAAUAUGGAGCAUUUUGAGGAAUUGGUUCUGAAGGGGGACUGGGUUGGGGCUGAGAAGUAUCUUUCUGGGUUCACUAAGUUCGACGAUAAUAAGUACUCGACCAAGAUCUAUUUCGAAAUGAGGAAGCAUAAUUACCUUGAGGCGUUAGAUAACAAUGAUAGAACCAAGGCAAUAGACAUCCUUGACAAUGAUUUGAAAGUUUUUUCCUUGGAUAACAAGGACCUGUUCAACGAGAUGACACAGCUAUUAACCUUGAACAACAUAAGGGAACAUGAAUCCCUCUCAACGUAUGGUGAUACAGAAACUGCAAGAACAAUUGUGGUGCAACAACUCAAGAAAAUCAUCAGGGCGAAUCCCAUUUUUCAUGGAAAAGUGGAUUUUCCCUGCAUCAAAACUCAAAGGUUACGUAGUCUUCUAAAUCAAAGCUUGAAUUGGCAGCAUUUACAAUGUCAAAAUCCUCAGCCAAAUCCUGAUAUGAGAACCCUUUUUGUGGAUCAUGUUUGUACACCUCCGCAUGAGCAUAUACCUUUCUUGUUGAAUGCUGUUAAUCCACAGUGUACAUCUGCUAGUGUGACAUCAACAGUAACUAACUCUGGGAUCUCUGGCUCCACCCUUUAUCCUGUGGCCACCACAGAUCAUAUUGAGGAGACUGACUUUGCAUCCAAAAGACCUUUAUCUCAGAUAGCUGAUAAGAUGACUAUGAAGGAUUUGCAGGAGACACAAAGCGUUACUCCCUCUGGUCAAGGUUCUCUAGUUCCUCUUGUUGAUUUGUGUGAGAUUCAUAUGGGGAACACUGUUCUUGGGAGUCAACAACGGACAAACAUCAUUGACUUACCAAAGAAGGUCGUGAAAAUAUUGACCGAGGACUCUUCUCAAACAAGCAUGGAAUUCCAUCCAGUUCAGCAUACCCUUUUAUUAGUCGGAACUAGCACGGGAUACAUAGGUUUGUGGGAGGUCGCUUCUGGUGAAAAGUUGUUUGGAUGGAAUUUCAAGGUUUGGAAUAUAGGUGCAUGCACAAUGGUGUUCAAGACUGCUCUGCUUAAAGAUCCGCAACUUUCUGUCAACCGCACUGCUUGGAGUCCGGAUGGUUCCAUUUUUGGGGUUGCAUAUUCGAAACACAUAGUCCAGAUGUAUGCUUACUAUGGUGGCAAUGACGUACGUCAGCAAUUAGAAAUUGAUGCACAUGUUGGUAGUGUCAAUGACCUUGCAUUUGCUGCCCCUCAUAAACAACUUUUAGUCAUAACAUGUGGUGACGACGGAAGAAUUCAGGCAUGGGACAUGGCCACUGGUGGUAGAAUUUAUAGUUUUGAAGGCCAUCAUGCAUCAGUUUAUUCACUCUGCCCCCGCACCAAGAACAACACUCAUUUCUUCUUUUCCACUUCAGUGGAUGGAAACAUAAAAGCAUGGCUCUAUGACGAUUUGGGACCUAGAGUUAAUUACAAUGCUCCUGGCCGAGCCUGUACAUCAAUGGCUUACACUACUGAUGGCCAAAGGCUUCUUUCUUGUGGAACCAGUAAUUCGGGAGAGUCAUUCCUUGUUGAAUGGGAUGAAAGAGAAGGAGCUAUAAAAAGAAGCUACCGAGGAUUGCAGAAGAGUUCUGUGGGUGCAGUUAAGUUUGAUAUAAUGAAGAACCAGUUUGUUGCUGCUGGGAACGAAAACGUAAUCAAGGUUUGGAAUUUGGACAGCGAUGAUCUUUUGACAACUAUUGAUGCAGAGGGAGGCUUGCCUGAAAAUCCACAAAUCCGAUUCAGUAAGGAUGGAAUCCUGUUGGCUGUUUGCGCAAAAGAAAACAAAAUCAAGGUCUUGGCAAGUGAUAGUGGUCUUCAGUUGCUUGGUAUUUGUGGAAGUGAUUCUGACGAGUCUUCCAGAGUGGUUGGGGAGAAAGGAGACACAGAAGGCAGGGAGGCUUUGAAUUCCAAACUUAUCGAGGAAGCUAAUGUAGGAAAGAGUAGGAAACCUUUUGAAUCUUACAGACAUACUCAAUGCCAAAGCUUGUUGCUCCCUUCUAAUGUGAAAGUAGAGAAGAUAUCAAGGUUGAUUUACGGGAGUGCAGGUAAUGCUGCUUUGGCAUUAGCAUCAAAUGGAAUCCAUUUGUUAUGGAAAUGGCCAGUUAAUGAUCUCAAUUUGACUGGGCAGGUAACUGCUAAAGUUCCUCCUGAACUACUGAAACGAAGGAACUCCUCAACAACACUGAUGAAAAACGACCUUACUGCAAAUACUGAGGCAGUCCCAUGUUUUGCUUUGUCAAAGAAUGAUUGCUAUCUCAUAUCAUCAUCAGGAGCGAAAAUUUCCAUUUUCAACACGUUGACAUUCAAGACUGUUGUGUCUUUCAUGCCUCCAUCCUCAGCAGCUACAUGUCUUGCUUUCCACCCCAUAGAUAACAAUAUUGUUGCCAUAGGGAGCGCUGAUUUCACAGUUCUUGUCCACAAUGUCCGUUUGAACGAGACUAUUAGUGUACUCGAUGGUCAUACUGGAAGGAUAUCCGGACUUGCCUUCUCAAACACUCUGAACGUACUGGUAUCUACUGGAGCAGAUGCUCAGAUUAUUGUAUGGGAUGCUGCAAACUUCGAAAGACAAAGAAGCAGAAGAUUACUAGAGAUUCCAGAAGGAUUACAUCAGUCAGAUACCUAUGUCCAGUUUCACCCAGACCAGACACAACUCCUUGCAGUACACAAGUCCUAUAUGGGAAUCCUGGUGGCCAACAACUUAGAAUGUGUUGCAAAGUGGAUUCCUGGAGAUUCGCCACCAAUAUCCGGGGCAACAUUUUCGUGUGACGGCCAGAAAAUAUAUGCUGCCUUUAUGGAUGGGACCGUGGGCAUAUUUGCUUCGUCGCCGCUCGAAUUCUUCUGUUGGAUCUCGCUUCACAGUUAUCUUCCUUCUAGUUCAAGCUUGAAUGUCUACCCUGCCGCCAUUGCAGCUCACCCGCAAAAGCCGAACCAGUUUGCAGUGGGAUUAACAGGUGGGGAAGUCGUGGUGAUUGAGCCUCCAAGUCCUGGUACUGAAUGGUAGGUGGAUUGAUUCAGACGAUGCGCUUUGAGAAAGAAGCCGACUGCAUUGGCUCUUGAAAUGAAGAGCGUAGAACUCGUCUGUUCAUGUGUUAGUAAGACAAGAGAGCAGUUAUAUGGGCUAUUUGGCUGCUAAGCAUAACCAGGUGCCUGGAGGGUGGUGAUCUGCACGUUGUAACCAGAUCUUGUGGUCAUUUUGGUCCCAACUUCCUUCAUUUGCUUAGGCGGAAUUUUCUGUAUGUUUGAUUUUCUUCUUUUUCUGUUGUAAAUGAGGUGGAAGAGUUCAUUUAACAUAGAGAUCAGAUCACCAUAAAGGUGAGGGUUAUAG
Messenger RNA from Linum trigynum, 5187 nucleotides. NCBI's taxonomy places the organism in Eukaryota, Viridiplantae, Streptophyta, Magnoliopsida, Malpighiales, Linaceae. The record is from the annotation of a GenBank genome assembly.